This is a messenger RNA of Zerene cesonia (dogface butterfly), 2865 nucleotides long. Its product is annotated as solute carrier family 35 member G1-like. NCBI's taxonomy places the organism in Eukaryota, Metazoa, Arthropoda, Insecta, Lepidoptera, Pieridae. The record is from RefSeq and is a predicted model, not a curated record. The transcript has 2 exons. Gene Ontology annotation, cellular component: membrane. Bases 317 to 1354 code for a protein of 345 amino acids.
UGUAUUGUGUGGUUGUUCCAUGUUAAUGUCUGUCUGGGAAUAACUAGUGUCUAGUUACUGGUACAAAGAGUUUGUGCUUUGUAUAAUACUACUGGUCUAGUACUUAAUCUGUGGUAUGUCCACAGUCCGCAAUCCACAGUUCUCUGUUGUGAAUAUCAUGUUUUAGUAUUCACUAAAUAUUUGUAUUUCAUUAAAUUGCAAUUCACGCUGAACGAAAAAUUAUACUUUGCCCAAAUGAAUACCAUGACGAAGAUAUGAAAAAGUAUUAAAAGAUAUAAAAAAGUAUCAUAACAAUAAUUGUUCAGGUGUCGCAAUUAUGACCGAGCAUGUGGAACUGCAACAUCUUGUGGACCUCUCAACGGGCAGCGGUGAUGAAACUCUACCCAAUCUAUUGGAAAACAAAAGACCGCUGAUUAAAAGAUGCCCGUACCUCGGACUAUUGCUCGCUACCUUAUCAUCGCUGUUCUUUUCACUAUGUUCUGUUAUUGUGAAAAGUCUAGUCAACAUCGAUCCAAUGCAGCUUGCGAUGUUUCGGUUUAUUGGUGUCUUACUCCCGACAAUACCAAUUGUAAUUUACACAGAACAACCAAUAUUUCCUCAAGGUAAGAGAAUUCUCCUUAUACUUCGAUCAGUCGUCGGGACAGUGGGACUAAUGUUAAGCUUUUAUGCCUUUCGAAAUAUGCCACUGGCUGAUGCCUCUGUGAUUGUUUUCUCUGUACCUGUAUUUGUAGCAUUAUUUGCUAGAGUGUUUUUGAAAGAGCCCUGUGGUAUAUGGAACACGAUUUCCAUAAUUCUUACUUUAUUGGGGGUCAUACUGAUAACUCAUCCACCAUUCCUCUUUGGAAGUGAACAAGUUGAAAUAAAUCAGAAUUAUAAUAGUUUGAGAGGUGCUGUGGCUGCAUUUGUUUCAACAAUAUUUGGAGCUAAUGCUUAUGUACUAUUAAGAGUACUAAAAGGUUUACAUUUUUCUGUAAUUAUGACCAAUUUUGGUGCUAUAGCAAUAUUACAGACAUUAUUUUAUUCAUUUAUUUUCGGUAUCCUUUGUAUGCCGAACUGUGGAACAGAGAGAUUUUUGGUUGUAUGUCUAGCUUUAUUUAGUUAUUUAGGACAAAUUUUACUCACUAUGUCACUGCAAAUGGAGCAGGCAGGUCCAGUGGCUAUUGCUCGAUCGGCUGAUAUUGUUUUUGCUUUCCUCUGGCAAGUGAUGUUCUUUGAUGAAAUUCCAAGCAAGUACUCUGUAUGCGGGGCUGUGUUAGUAUUAAGUUCAGUUUUGUUAGUGGGCAUACGUAAAUGGGCUCUUGCACUCCCAGCUGAAUCACAUUUAAGAAAAAUGUUAGGUGUUUUUGCACAGUGAAUAGAACAUAAGCUAUUUUUCAUACACUACAAUGAUGUAGCUAUAAGCUUGUUGUAACUCUUGAAAAGUAGGGGAACCUCCUUCGAUAAUGAUUAAGAAAAUACAAAAUAAUUUUAGUACUCACCACUCAGUAUUAUAAUAAAAGAUAUUUGAUAACAUUUUAGAACAUUAAAUCCUUGUAUAUAAAUAUAAAGACUGAGUAUUGAACAUAUAAUCAUGCUUUCUUAUAUUGAAUUACAACAUCAAAUAAAAGAUGUUUAAAAAAAGAUUAUAUUGUACUCAGCUUAGCAUUACUAACAUUGCAAUAAAAAUUUACAUGCCAAUAUUUAAAAAAAUACUGAUAUUUUCAUUUCCCAUAGGGUCCCAUUUAAACUUUUGGGUACCAAAUCUUUAAAAAAAAAGAAAACUUGGCACCAUAUAAAGUCAACCAUUUCCAGUAUUAUUUUUUUGCCAUUAAUUCUCGAGUUAUUUUUAGAUUAACAUGUGAAAUGUGGCAUAUUAUUUUAGCUAUUUCAAAGACACUAACUAAUUAUGGUAAUCAUAACCCUAUUACAUCAAAGUUUUGUGUAAUAUCCACCCUAUGAGACUGUUCAGAAGGUCGAAAUUGUGUUGUGUACUUUAAUCUUAAUAUAACUAGUCACAAACUUUACAUUAUCAUAUCAUAAGAAAUUAGAAAAUUAUUUAUUUUAAUUUUUAGAUAUAAUAAUUUAGUUUUAUGAAAGAGAUAUCCAAAGACACCUGAGUUAUAUUUUUGAUUAUAUUAAAAAUUGUAGUAUAUGCAAAAAAAGCUUUUAAUACAGCAAUAAAAUAAAAGUGCAAUAUUUAGUUAGUACAAUGACAUAUUUUCUAUAACAAAAUAAUGUUUUUAUCCAGUUCAUUAACUAUGAAGAUUGAAGAGAAAGUGCUUAUUUGUUGUUUAUCAUAUCAUCAUAUCCUUCAUUUAUGAUAAAUAUUAUUAUCAACAUUUGCUGCUCUGUGUUCCUCAAAUUCCUUAGAGGUUUUUAGUGUGCGUGCAAUAAUAUCUAGCAGGUCUUGCAUGUUAAUAAUAUAAGAAAUGGUUGUAUUUAAUCAUGUUUGAAAAAUUUAAAAUUUAAUGCCAUUUGUUGACAUAGAAUUCAACAUUGUAUGGGUUUUGUUCUAAUUUUCUAGUGCAAUAAAAAUACUCCUGUGUUUUUCAUAACAAUCAGUUUGAUUGAAUGUGAUAUAUUGUCUUAAGGGCUGUUCUAGAAAAUUAGGAAAUAGCACCUAUCAAACUGUGACUACUGACAGAACUUGUUUUAGUACCUAACUAUAUAAUUUUAAGUUACCUCAUACUAGUGAUAUACAUUAUGUUUUAAGCCUGUUUUGGUUUAUAAUUUUAUUGAAAUAUUAGUCUAGUCUUUUUUUUACAUUAGAUAACCAGUCUACUGUAUUUUUUACAAUAUUAUCGUGUCUAGUCAUUAAAUUUAUUUUUCUUUAAAAAUAUAACAUGUUACUACUUUAUUUAUUGAUGACUAACUACUUUAUUGAUG